CUAGCGUAACGCGGGACACUCGCAGUGAGCGCAACUUCAAUGACAUUAGUUGCUUUAGUGUCGAAUUCUGAGUCAUAGACAACGUCUUGUUCUGAUGGAUGUUGAUUUGUACGCGUACUUUGGCCUCAGAGAUGAUUGUACUGCAAAGGACAUUCAGAGAGCGUAUAAGAAGAAGGCAAGAGAGGCACAUCCUGAUAAAAAUCAAGACAAUCCGUUGGCAAAGGAAUCAUUUCAGCAACUGGCUAUUUAUUUUGAAAUUUUGCACGAUCCCACUAAAAGGAAAGAAUAUGAUCAGAAAUGGAAAGCCAAAAGAGAUGCUAUUAAAAGAAUGGAAUCUAUGGACUCGUCACGAAGAAAGCUUAAAGAAGAGCUAGAAGCGAGAGAAGCGGCUGCCAUGGCUUUGCGAAAGAGGCAGUUUGAAACUGUAGCUAAACAGCAAGCAGCCGACCAGAUUCGCAGGGAUUGGGAACGCCAUAAUGAAGAAAUGAAGUGGCAAGCUGAAAGGAAACGAAAAUCUGCAAGUGAGGAAACUGACAAUGCGAAGUUAAAAUGUACUAAAUCUGGUCAGGCUGUGGUGAGAAUAAAAUGGGCUUACGGAGAAAACUUUCAAGCCAACGCUUGCUACACAGAAUCGUUCCUAAGAACAUGCUUAUCAGAGUUCGGUGACGUGAUAGCUUUCGUCAUUGGUAAACGUGGCAGUGCAAUUGCUGAGUUUUCCACAUACAAUGAAGCAAAAAAAGCAAUAAAGGCAUCUGAACGUGGGGAAGUUGGUCUUCCAAGUUUACCCCUUCAGUUAUCGUGGUUGUCAACAAAUAACACAAAUGUGGUUAGUGACGUAAAUAACUUCAAAGAUAAACAAGUAGAGAAAGAUAAAUCCAUGUAUGAACCAACUCCAAAUAAUAAGUCUAACUUCGAAACAUUCGAACAAGACAUCUUAUCUCGUAUGGCAAACUUUGGACAAUAAAACAUGAAAAGACUGUAUAGGAAAAGAAUCCAUCAGUAAGAAUGUACAAAAUGCUACUUUUUUAUUGUGAAUAUACAUGAAACCAAGUUCAAUAAUUUUUUCUGCUGUACAUAGAAAUCCACAAUAAAAAUGAUUUGAAUUCGC
Molecule: messenger RNA, 1108 nt
Organism: Schistosoma spindalis
Lineage: Eukaryota; Metazoa; Platyhelminthes; Trematoda; Strigeidida; Schistosomatidae
Source: the annotation of a GenBank genome assembly